GAAUGAGAAAUUAGAAGCCGAUAGUAACACACCUCUCUCUAUUCAGGUUCACUCACUUUGAUACUGGUUAUAUUCACCACACGUUCCCCUCUCUCCCGGGAACAUCGGAGAACACUGCAAUCGAGCAUCUCAAUUCUUGACCUGUGCAAGUUAAGGGUUGGAGGAGCUGUGAUAAUUUAAUCGCCGAUUCAGCGAAUUUUAGGUAGAGAUCCGCACUAUACAAGUGCUAAUCCAACAAUUUUACUGUUUAGUAAUCAUAUGAGAAAGUGGUAUGGUUGGUUAAAACAACUCUGUCAACGUAUGUGAUGCGAUUUCCUGCAAGCAAAGAAAGCUAAAUGAUGGCUACAACUGCAGUAAUAGGACUAAAGGCAGGUGAAAGGCUAUUAGGAUCAUCUUCUUACUACUCUGAUGUUAAUGAAAAGCUGUCAUGCAGCACUGAUCUUGGGUUCAUAUCUGUCCCAAAUAAGAACAUGAUUACUGCAAAAAAGUCAUCCAAUUAUGGCCAUGGUUUCAUAUCCAAUCGUCAUAAUCAAGACACACAUUACAUCAGAGCUCUAAAAGAACAUGUUGAUAUUACUUCUGAUCCUUCCAGUAUACACCCAUGGGUUCAGGGAUCUGAGCACUUGAAAGAGGAAGAUUCUGAUCAAGACUUUUCAGUUGACGCCUUACUCUUAUUCCAAAAAUCUUUGUUAGAAAAGCAAUGGAAUCUUUCAAACAAGGGGGCAUUGACUACAGUUAACCCAACAGAUAAAAGCAGCAGAAAGAUGUAUGUCAGUGGUUCAGGGAAAUCUGCACGUAGGCGUAGAAUAGAUGCUCAAAAGAAAACACCAAACAAAAGAUGUAUCAGAUUUGUAAUCAGUCCAGAUCUGCUCCAAAAUCGUGCAAUAGCCAAUGUUAAAGGGAUAACAAGUGAUUCUUUGCUCACUCAUGCUGAGGUGGUGGUUUUAUCUAAAAAGAUAAAAAUCGGUCAACAUUUAGAAGAUCAGAAGUCAAGAUUGAAGGAAAGAUUGGGAUGUGAACCCUCAGAGGAUCAACUUGCAGCAUCAAUGAAGAUUCCACGAGCUGAGCUACAAGUCAAACAGAUUGAAUGCAAAUUGGCAAGAGAGAAGCUGGCCAUGAGCAAUGUCCGUUUAGUAAUGUCAGUUGCUCAAAAGUAUGCAAACAUGGGAGUUGAAAUUGGUGACCUCAUUCAGGGAGGUCUGAUUGGACUACUCCGUGGGAUAGAAAAAUAUGAUUCAUCAAGGGGGUUUAAGAUUUCUACUUAUGUUUAUUGGUGGAUACGACAGGGUGUUUCCAAAGCAUUAAUCGAAAAUUCUAGGACACUAAGAUUGCCCAUCCAUAUGCAUGAAAGAUUGAGUGCAAUACGAAAUGCUAAGGCUAAGCUUGAGGAAAAAGGAAUAACACCAUCAAUAGAAAAAAUUGCAGAAACCCUGAAAAUGUCAACAAAGAAAGUAUUGAAUGCCACUGAGGCAAAAUGCAAAGUGUUCUCACUUGAUAGGCCAGCAUUCCCUUCUAUAAAUGGUAAUCCAGGGGAUACCUUCCAGAGUUACAUGGCAGAUGACCACCCAGGGAACGACCCUUGGCAUGGAGUAGAUCAUGGCGCUCUCAAGGAUGAAGUGAACAAGUUGAUGACCACAACUCUAAGGGAAAGGGAGAGAGAGAUCAUUCGUUUGUACUAUGGUCUCGAUAACGAGUUCCUUACUUGGGAAGAUAUUAGUAGAAGGAUGGGGUUGUCGAGAGAAAGAGUUAGGCAGGUGGGGCUUGUUGCACUAGAGAAACUAAAACAUGCUGCACGGAAGACAAAUCUGGAGGCUAUGCUAGUGGAACACUGAAAAAACCUCUAUCAAUUGCCUGUAUAUACAAAUCAUGAACCAUAGAUACAUAUAUACAUAUACAUAUAAUAUAUACGGUGUAUGUAAUAGUGUAAAUCCUUCAUAUUUUACGAUAAUACUUCUAUACCGUGUGAAAAUGAUGAUUUUUUUUUUUUUUAGUGAAACUGUAUUUAAAUUUA
This is a messenger RNA of Lactuca sativa (garden lettuce), 2011 nucleotides long. Its product is annotated as RNA polymerase sigma factor sigA. Gene Ontology annotation, biological process: regulation of DNA-templated transcription; DNA-templated transcription initiation. Gene Ontology annotation, molecular function: DNA-binding transcription factor activity. The record is from RefSeq and is a predicted model, not a curated record. NCBI's taxonomy places the organism in Eukaryota, Viridiplantae, Streptophyta, Magnoliopsida, Asterales, Asteraceae.